AGAACAGGGGGUUAGCUGCAGCAGCCCAGCUUGCUGCAAGCCUCCCAGUCAAAACCUUCCUAAAACAACCCUUUGGCGGCCUUGGAGUAUAAUUUAAUCUUCCUUUGAUGACUCCAGAUUUCACCCUGCCUCAGGUCACUCGGAGAACAUCAAUAAUUGCUGAGUCCAGGUGGAGCCGGGUAUGAAAGAUGAUCCAUUGCAGGAAUGCUGCCUCCCAUGUGCAGGAGCACCUCUCUUGCUGGUUGUUCUCCACUCCAGGUCCUCUGAACAUCAGCUCAGAGGCACUCUGGACACGCAGACCUGAGUCCUUUUCCAGAUUCUCGCUUAGGAAACAUGCCCUGAGCCACUAAGCCCUUUGUCCAGCAAGCAGCCUCUAGGCUCAGCCACACUCCACUCCCCAGCCCCCUCUCCACCCUAUCAACAGCCUUGGCUGAGGCAGCCCUUUCAGGAGAGCUGGGCUUGGUGGGUGCACAGCAUUCCCCCUGCCGGAUGUUAAUCUUCCAAAGAAAGUCAAACAUUAGCCCAGGAAACAGCUUAUGCCUUAUAUAAGGCACCCCAGGGGAGACACAAACAGCUUGUUAGAGCUGAGCUGUCCUACUACAGCAGCUGCUGGACCCUAGGACAGAGCACGGGCAACUGCUGCAUCCAGCUCCAGCCCAACUGAAUCCAGCUCCAACCACCAGUUUUGGUUCAUCUUGCCUGGUGCCAUGACCUUCUCCGAGAUUCUGGACCGUGUUGGAAGCAUGGGCCCCUUCCAGUACCUGCAUGUGACCUUGCUGGCCCUCCCAAUCCUCGGAAUAGCCAACCACAACUUGCUACAGAUCUUCACAGCCACCACCCCUGACCACCACUGUCGCCCGCCCCCCAACGCCUCUCUAGAGCCCUGGGUACUCCCCUUGGGCCCAAACGGGAAGCCUGAGAAGUGUCUCCGCUUCGUGCAUCUGCCAAACGCCAGUCUUCCCAAUGACACCCAGGGGGCCACCGAGCCAUGCUUGGAUGGCUGGAUCUACAACAGCACCAGAGACACCAUUGUGACAGAGUGGGACUUGGUAUGCGGCUCCAACAAACUGAAGGAGAUGGCACAGUCAGUCUUCAUGGCAGGUAUACUGGUUGGAGGACCUGUGUUUGGAGAACUGUCAGACAGGUUUGGCCGCAAGCCCAUCCUGACCUGGAGCUAUCUCUUGCUGGCAGCCAGUGGCUCCAGUGCUGCCUUCAGCCCCAGCCUCACUGUCUAUAUGAUCUUCCGAUUCCUGUGUGGCUGCAGCAUCUCGGGCAUUUCUCUGAGCACCAUUAUCUUGAAUGUGGAAUGGGUACCCACCUCCACGCGGGCCAUCUCAUCAACAACUAUUGGGUACUGCUACACCAUUGGUCAAUUCAUUCUGCCUGGCCUGGCCUAUGCCGUUCCUCAGUGGCGCUGGCUACAGUUGUCCGUGUCUGCUGCCUUCUUCAUCUUCUCCUUGUUGUCCUGGUGGGUACCAGAGUCCAUACGCUGGCUGGUUCUGUCUGGAAAAUUCUCAAAGGCUCUGAAGACACUCCAACGUGUGGCUACCUUCAACGGCAAGAAGGAGGAAGGGGAAAAGCUCACUGUGGAGGAGCUGAAGUUCAACUUGCAGAAGGACAUCACCUCAGCCAAGGUCAAAUAUGGCUUAUCUGACUUGUUCCGAGUGUCCAUCCUGCGCCGUGUGACCUUCUGUCUCUCUCUGGCCUGGUUUGCUACUGGCUUUGCCUACUACAGUUUGGCUAUGGGAGUAGAAGAAUUUGGAGUCAACAUCUACAUACUCCAGAUCAUCUUCGGUGGGGUUGACAUUCCCGCCAAGUUCAUCACAAUCCUCUCCAUAAGUUAUCUGGGCCGGCGCAUCACUCAGGGCUUCCUCCUGAUCCUGGCAGGAGUGGCCAUCCUGGCCCUCAUCUUUGUGUCUUCAGAAAUGCAGCUCUUGAGAACAGCACUGGCUGUAUUUGGGAAGGGAUGCCUGUCUGGCUCCUUCAGCUGCCUCUUCCUCUACACAAGUGAGCUCUACCCUACAGUCCUCAGGCAAACAGGUAUGGGUAUCAGUAACAUAUGGGCUCGAGUGGGAAGUAUGAUAGCCCCACUGGUGAAAAUCACGGGAGAACUGCAGCCCUUCAUCCCUAAUGUCAUCUUUGGGACCAUGACUCUACUGGGAGGCAGUGCUGCCUUCUUUCUGCUUGAGACCCUCAAUCGGCCCUUACCAGAAACUAUCGAGGACAUACAAGACUGGUACCAGCAAACCAAGAAAACAAAGCAGGAGCCAGAAGCAGAAAAGGCAUCCCAGACAAUCCCGCUGAAGACUGGUGGACCCUAGCUAAGAACAACAGAAUCCUCUUUCCUGCCUUCCAGAGACUGAUCCCAAGCAGGGCCCUUCCAAGGCUAUUCGAGCACCUUAGGGGUUGGGUGGAGCCCCAGCUGGCUCCAUGCUCUCAGAACAAAGACUUCUGAGAGUUCAGCAAAAGUGUUUUACCUUCACCACCUCCACCGUAGCCCACAACCCAGACCUGGCCUGUUCACAGCCCUAGCCAUACUCACUCCUGCACUCAUCCUCCCUGCAACCCAGGCCCUGCCAUUUUUCUCUACCCUCUUUGUAUUGGCCAUUUCCUCCAUUGUCCCACCUCCAUUUCCCUUUGAGAUUCCCUGGCAGUUCUAAUGGUUUCCUCUUACCUUCCCCAAACUCUCUCCUUGGUGGGAAAUUUCAAUAAACCACAAUGAAGAACUCAGGCCAUGCUUCGUGGGAAAGAGGGCUGGCCAUGAUGUGGACAUGUGAGCACACACACAUACCACACACAUACACAUACACACACACACACACACACACACACACACACACACACACACACACACUUGUCCAUCUGUACCAUAUGAACAUAAAGAUAUGGGAACUAAGCUGCAUGCAAGCUAGCCUGCUAUGAAUGCAUACAUGUGUCCUAGUCUGUUUGUGCAGGUAUAACAAACUACCACAAGCUGGAUUGUCUGAAUAACAGAACUGUGUUGCUCAUAGUUGUAGAGGCUCGGAAGUCCAACCUGGGUCAAGGGAUCGGGCAUUCAGUGACUGGUGAGAACCUUCAUACUGUGUCUCUACAAAGCUGGUUCUGUCCAGCUAUUUCAUCAGGCACUAAUCCAUUUCCUGAGAGCAAAGCUGUGUUAGCUUUCUAUCACCAUGUCAAAGUACCUGAGGUAAACAACUUAAAACAAAAGUUUUAUCUGGGCUCUCAGUUGGAGGUUUUGUUCCAUGCUCACUAGGCAUUGUUGCCUCAGAGCCACUGUAGAACAUCAUCACGGGUAGCACUUCAACCCUCUCCAAGGGUUUAUAUUCCCGAGGCCUGCUAAUCAAAUACUUCCAGAACCCUACAUAUUAGGGUUUCUAUUGCUAUGGUAAAACACCAUGAUUAAAAGCCUCUCCGGGAGAAAAGGGUUUAUUUCAUCUUACAAUGCUCAGGUUCCACCUCCUCAAAUCAGGGCAGGAACUGAAGUAGAGGUCAUGAAGGAACACGGCUUACUGACUGCUCCUCUUGGCACCACCAGCCCAGGGGUGGCAUCAGCCAUAGUGGGCCAGGUCCUGCCACGUCAAUCAUUAAUCAUGCCAAUACCCCACAGGUUUGUCUACAUGCCAGUCUUAUGGAGGGAUUUCUCAAUUAGGAUUCCCUCCUCCUAACUUGUGUUACGUGACAAAAAAAAAAAAAAAGAGCCAGGACACUCAGCUUGGAUCAGUUCCAUCCAAGCACUCAACAGAGGCUAUUGCCACUAUAUAGGACAUGCCAACCUACUCUAUUGCUUCCCAUUAUCAACCACAGAGCUAAUGACUGCUCUCAAGUAUGUAUUUAGAGAUUUGAGAGGGUGCUUAAUAAACAUAAAAGGAUUUUACUGUA
This is a messenger RNA of Mus musculus (house mouse), 3879 nucleotides long. RefSeq names its product solute carrier family 22 (organic anion transporter), member 8 (gene Slc22a8). The record is from RefSeq and is marked validated. Gene Ontology annotation, cellular component: plasma membrane; apical plasma membrane; membrane. Bases 708 to 2321 code for a protein of 537 amino acids. NCBI's taxonomy places the organism in Eukaryota, Metazoa, Chordata, Mammalia, Rodentia, Muridae. The transcript is spliced from 12 exons. Gene Ontology annotation, biological process: transmembrane transport; xenobiotic transport; prostaglandin transport. Gene Ontology annotation, molecular function: prostaglandin transmembrane transporter activity; solute:inorganic anion antiporter activity; transmembrane transporter activity.